This is a messenger RNA of Phragmites australis (common reed), 830 nucleotides long. RefSeq names its product transcription factor WRKY45-2-like. Gene Ontology annotation, molecular function: DNA-binding transcription factor activity; sequence-specific DNA binding. The transcript has 3 exons. NCBI's taxonomy places the organism in Eukaryota, Viridiplantae, Streptophyta, Magnoliopsida, Poales, Poaceae. The record is from RefSeq and is a predicted model, not a curated record. Gene Ontology annotation, biological process: regulation of DNA-templated transcription. The coding region runs from base 151 to 780 and encodes 209 amino acids.
AGAGGGUUCUGCAUUCUGCUCUGGUGUCUGGUCAAGUACGCUUCCGAAUUAGUAGUAAAAGCGUUUGGUUUCCACCUCCGGCCGGCCGGGUCCUCUCUCUCUUCUCCCUGCAUUUCUUGGUUUCUUGGUUUCCUCCCCCGGAAAGAAGCAAUGCCUCCUGCGCCCAGCUCGCAUCAGUCGCAAAUGAAUUCGAGGAAGGAGAAGCGGAUGAGCAAGGUGGACACCUUGGCGCCGCACAACGACGGCCACCAAUGGAGGAAGUACGGCGAGAAGAAGAUCAACAACACCAACUUCCCCAGGUAUUACUACAGAUGCACCUACAAGGACAACAUGAACUGCCCGGCCACGAAGCAGGUGCAGCAGAAGGACCACAGCGACCCGCCAUUAUACGCGGUCACCUACUACAACGAGCACUCGUGCAACAGCGCCUUCCUCCCGCUGUCCCCCUCGGAGUUCCAGCUGCAGACCUCGUCCGGGAAGGCGGUCUCCAUCUGCUUCGACUCGUUCGCGCCUCAAGAACCGGCGGCGGCGGCCAAUGCCAGCGGCUCGCCUUCUUCCAACGCAGCGGUGGCGCGGCGCGGCACGCCUCCGGAGAGCAGGAACCCGCCCGUGCUGCAGCAUUCUGAGACGUAUUCCUGGGGCGCAGGGGCCGUGGAGCAGAAGCCGGCGUCCUGCAGCACCGAGUGCCAUGACGCGUUUCCAGGUGGUGCCGGUGCGGUUCCUGAAGAGGUGGUAGACGCAGGCAGAUUUGGGUCUAUCAGGUUCUUUCAUUUUUUGUAAAUUGGUCAGUGUAAGGAAGACAGUUGAUUUUACUUCAAGAAACUAAUAUG